CUCCCUCGCUCGCUCCCUCGUUUGCUUGGUGUACCUGAGGGACCAGUGCCCGUUGGCGGCCGGCGCUGCAGCCCCAAGCGCCGUUUGGAGACCGGGCCUCGCAGUGUGAGAUAUUUCAAUCAAAGGAAGAAAUAGCUCUUCUCCUAAGAUGGAAUCUGUUGUUUGGGAAUGUGGUUGAUCAACUUGGUAUAUUGGCCAAAUGUGCCCUAUGUAAUAAAAUGAAAAGAAGAGACAAGAUGAUGUCAUUUUCCUGUAUUGUGAAACCAAAAACAGAUGCCUUUUGUGAGACCAAACUAACAAACCUCUGACAGUGCAAAGAGUAUUUAACUGUGUGAAGAACUUAAUAGUAAGAUAUAGAAGAAGUACUUCUUCAAGCUGAGACCUGCAGGUGUACAGAGACCUAAAAUACAUAUUGAGUAGGCCUGGAUCAUCCAAAUCUCAUUCAGAUCCAAGAAAGAUGGCUAAGAGUUGGAUCGUCUCCUGCCUUUGGCCCUUGACUAUGUUUGUGGGGCAUAUGAGUGGGCACAGUUUGUUUUCUUGUGAACCUAUUACUUUGAGGAUGUGCCAAGAUUUGCCUUAUAAUACUACCUUCAUGCCUAAUCUUCUGAAUCAUUAUGACCAACAGACAGCAGCUCUAGCGAUGGAGCCAUUCCACCCUAUGGUGAAUCUGGAUUGUUCUCGGGAUUUCCGGCCAUUUCUCUGCGCACUCUAUGCUCCUAUUUGUAUGGAAUAUGGACGGGUCACACUUCCCUGUCGUAGGCUGUGUCAGCGGGCUUACAGCGAGUGUUCGAAGCUCAUGGAGAUGUUUGGUGUCCCUUGGCCUGAAGACAUGGAAUGCAGUAGGUUCCCAGAUUGUGAUGAGCCAUACCCUCGACUUGUGGAUCUGAAUUUAGUUGGAGAUCCUACUGAAGGAGCCCCAGUGGCAGUACAGAGGGACUAUGGUUUUUGGUGUCCCCGAGAGUUGAAAAUUGAUCCUGACCUUGGUUAUUCUUUUUUGCACGUGCGUGAUUGUUCACCUCCUUGUCCAAAUAUGUACUUUAGGAGAGAAGAACUUUCAUUUGCUCGAUAUUUCAUAGGAUUGAUUUCAAUCAUUUGCCUCUCUGCCACGUUGUUUACUUUUUUAACUUUUUUGAUUGAUGUCACAAGAUUCCGGUAUCCUGAAAGACCUAUUAUAUUUUAUGCAGUCUGCUACAUGAUGGUAUCCUUAAUUUUCUUCAUUGGGUUUUUGCUCGAGGACCGAGUAGCCUGCAACGCAUCUAGCCCUGCACAGUAUAAGGCUUCCACAGUAACACAAGGAUCUCAUAAUAAAGCCUGCACCAUGCUUUUUAUGGUACUUUAUUUUUUUACUAUGGCUGGCAGCGUUUGGUGGGUAAUUCUUACCAUCACAUGGUUCUUGGCAGCUGUGCCAAAGUGGGGUAGUGAAGCUAUUGAGAAGAAAGCAUUGCUGUUUCACGCCAGUGCAUGGGGCAUCCCUGGAACUCUGACUAUCAUCCUUUUAGCGAUGAAUAAAAUUGAAGGUGACAAUAUCAGUGGCGUGUGUUUUGUUGGCCUCUACGAUGUUGAUGCAUUGAGAUAUUUUGUUCUUGCACCCCUCUGCCUAUAUGUGGUGGUUGGAAUUUCACUCCUCUUAGCUGGCAUUAUAUCACUAAACAGAGUCCGAAUUGAGAUUCCAUUAGAAAAGGAGAACCAAGAUAAAUUGGUGAAGUUUAUGAUCCGGAUUGGUGUUUUCAGCAUUCUUUAUCUCGUGCCACUCUUGGUUGUAAUUGGAUGCUACUUUUACGAGCAAGCGUACCGUGGCAUCUGGGAAACAACAUGGAUACAAGAACGCUGCAGAGAAUAUCACAUUCCAUGCCCAUAUCAGGUCACUCAGAUGAGUCGUCCAGACCUGAUUCUCUUUCUGAUGAAAUACCUGAUGGCUCUCAUUGUUGGUAUUCCCUCCAUUUUCUGGGUUGGAAGCAAAAAGACAUGCUUUGAGUGGGCCAGUUUUUUUCAUGGUCGUAGGAAAAAAGAGAUAGUGAAUGAGAGCCGACAGGUGCUCCAAGAACCUGAUUUUGCUCAGUCCCUCCUGAGGGAUCCAAACACUCCUAUUAUAAGAAAAUCGAGGGGAACUUCCACUCAAGGAACAUCCACGCACGCUUCUUCAACUCAGCUGGCAAUGGUGGAUGAUCAGAGAAGCAAAGCAGGGAGUGUCCACAGCAAAGUGAGCAGCUACCACGGCAGCCUCCACAGGUCCCGUGAUGGCAGGUACACUCCCUGCAGCUACAGAGGGAUGGAGGAGAGACUACCUCACGGCAGCAUGUCACGGCUAACGGACCACUCCAGGCACAGUAGUUCUCAUCGGCUCAAUGAACAGUCACGACACAGCAGCAUCCGGGAUCUCAGUAGUAACCCUAUGACUCACAUCACACAUGGGACCAGCAUGAAUCGAGUUAUUGAAGAAGAUGGAACCAGUGCUUAAAUCAUCCUAAGGUGGAAAAUGUGUGCCAUUUAAAAAGCAGAUUUUAUUCUUUGCCUUUGCAUGACUGAUUGCUGUAACUCACUGUUAUCAUGCGUUCAGUCAGGUGCAGAUUGUGUCCAUUGGAAAAGUAAACUUUUGCUUUUUAUAUUGCAUCAAACUUGGAACGUCAAGGUGUCCAAAAUGCUAAGAAUUAUAUUGUGAAAUAAAUAAUUCUUAUUUCUAGGUUAUGAAGAGAUAAUUACUUGUCUUGUAAGCAUUUUUAUAAACCCACUAUUUUGUAUUUCAAAAAAUCCUAAAUGUGUGGUGGCUGCUUUGUAGUGAAGUUUCAUAUAAUACCAACUAGUUGUGAGGUAACAUUCUGGUCAUUCUACUAAGAAAAGAAAAUUUCAGAAUUAAAGAAUUUACUAUGCAAAGUUUAUUUCUCAGAUGAAUGGUAGGACUUGUGUAGUUGUAUUUCCACUAAGUGAAAAAGAACUGUGUUUUUAAGCUAUAAGAGAAUUUGAUAGAUCAGCAAGGGUAUUUUAGCUAAUAGCAUAUAAGGUCAACAGAAGAAUCUGAUUAGUCUCUUGAAGGCUCUUUCAAAAUUCUAUCAAAAUAAAUUUCAUCCAGAAAGAUACAGGACUAGGAGUAGCAAUGGGCAUUUUCCCUAUAAUUGAGCUGUUUUUAUUAAUUUUGUAAAUAUUACUUUUACUGGCCAUGUUUGUAUAACUUAUCCAUGUGCAUGAUAGAAAAUAAUUUAUAGUCAUCUUUCCCAUGUAAUAGUAUUGAUUCAUAGAGAACUUUAUGUUCAGAUCUGUUCCGUGGAGGCAUGUAAUAAGCAUUAUAAGGGGUUUUGUUUUGGUCGUAACCACAAUUACAAAAUGGCAAAAUGUUUUCUCUGUAUUUAUUGUUGUAUUUUUCUACAGUGACAUGUGAUCUUGCCAAAGCCACCAAGUCUUGUCAUCCAGGUCCCUCCUAUCAGUGAGUUGAUUAUCUGUACUUGCAUUGCUCAGUAGCAAAUAGGCUACAGCUUUUGCCCCCUAUCCUUAUUUUCAGAUUCUGGAUCAUUCUUGUUCUCAGCUGAAAUAUGGAUAACCUAAGUUCAAAGUGGUGAUUUAGUUGGGGUAUCUGAAAAUCACUGUAGCAAAAUGAAGCAUGAUUAGUCUUGCUGUGAAGUAUCUUUAAUCUUAAAAAUAUCAACUCAAAAGUGUUUGACAUUUUACCUUGUAAUGUUUAAAUAAUCUACAGUAAAAACUGUGAACUUUAUUAGGCAUGAAAAUGAUCAGAAGAGAGAGAAUUCUGGAAAAUGGUUGGUGUGUUAUGUAGAAAAACAUUUCCAGCAGGCAUGUCCUCACCCCUGACUGCAGACAAGAAUCACUUGGGGAACCUCUGAUGCCCAGGCCUCCCUCUCAUUCAGGUGGGAAUUGACAGUUUUUUUUAAAAGUUUUCAAAGUCAUUCUAAUCUGUAGCCAGGCUGCAGGCUGUUUAACUUGCCCCUGCUGACCUGAUGGCAUCAUAUUUACAUGUGAAACUCUAGCUGGACUCAGUGUUAUGCUUUUACAUUAUUACCUGAUGGACAGUUGUUCUUCCUUUUAUUUGUCCAUUAUAAAAUGUAUAAUGCUGACCCCACUUCUAAAGAUUCUUAUUCAGUAACUCAAAGGUGGUAAGACUUUAAAAUCUGGUUAUAAGAAUACCACAGGUGGUUCAUGUGCAGGUAAUCUAAGAAUGACACCUUAACAAAUAUUCUAGACUCCAGAGAGGCCUGGCUUUAUCACAUGCUGGCUUUUGACCUUUAAAAAGGCAACUUCUCAGAGCUCCAGUUCCCUUAUUUGUAAAUGGAGAUAGAAGAUAAAUACCUACCUCAAAAGUUGUCAAAUAGGGAUCAAAUAAAAAAACAUGUGAAAGCUCUUCGAAAACUGUAAACUGUAAAAUAUAAGGGAUCAGAUCACUGAGGAUUGAAGAGAUUGAUGCGAGAGGGCUGCAUCACUUGACGUGUGCUUACUUCGUGUGUGUACUUUUGUCCACUUUUCUUUUAAACAAAAAGUACCAAAAAACUAAAUGUUGGAAAAGAAGGUUUUUAUCAGGCAUAAAAAUCUGUUUUCUGAUAAUAAUAAUUUGUCUAUCAUGUUGUUUCUUUCAAAGUAAAUAUAUAUUAAUAUUUUUAUUAUUAAUUCCUCAUAAGAUAUAUUUGAACAUUUGGCCCAAAAUGUUUUUUCUUUUUCCUCUGUCUGGAUUAUCUUUCUCCUUAGAACUGGGGUUAGUGCUUAAGAUGGGGUGUGAAUUCCCUCAGAACUGACAUUUAAUAAAGAUGUUCUCUGAAGGCCAAAUUUAUAAUAAUUCAUUUAUAAGUAAAUUAAUAAUUCAUGAGGCUUUUGUCUGAGAGUCUCGCCUGAGAACAGCAUGAGAGGACCAACACAAACAUUCAGAAACAAAAAUAAGAAGUUAAAAUAGAAGGUACCAGUUUGAGCUCAAAGAUACUGUCAGGCAUCACCAUCUGCAUUGUAUUAUCAAUUGCCAAAAUGUUAAUUGGUUUUCUCGUACAAAUGGCCAAGUAUAGACAGUUAAGUGAACAUCACUGUGAAUAUCUGAACUUUGUGCUUCCUGAUUUUAUGUAUUCUUCUGCAUCUUCUCUCUUAAAUUAACUGUUAUAUAUAUAUGCAAAUGCUAUAUUGAGAUUUCAGUUACUUUCAGUAUCUUACUUUUGCUCCACAAAAUUUAUUUAAUAUUGUUAAUUUAGUGUUUUGAACAAUAGUAUUUUGUUUGGGCCAUGUUAUUCAUCAAACUAGUGCUCCAAAUUAAACUUUUUUAAGAAACAGUUGAACAACUCCAUGUAGCAAAACAGCAUUUUCAAGUUUCAGCUAGCUUAAACCAAUUUGAGCAAGUCUGGACAGCUUUCUUACCAUAUGUUUAACUUUAAUUUGUGUGAUGAUUGGCAUAUGAUAAUGUUCAGUGUUUCAUUUGUUCAGUUCACACUGAGAGGAGGACGAUAGUGCUCUCUAAAGUGUUAAUACAUAGUCAGAAGGUUUUCAGAAAGUACUUUGAUUUCACCAUAUUGUAGUUAGUUUAUUUAAUAAUUAAAAAAUUCAAGACAAUAUUUAACUCAAAAUAGUAAUUAAUUUCAAAGAAAAAUUAAUAACAAUUAGCAUGGGGCUUAGUAUAUCAUAAAUUUUUCAACAAAGAAAUGAAUGAAGAACUCAUGUCAUGCAACUCACUUUUAUUCUAGUAGUGGGAGUCUCAGUGAAAUUUGAAGGAUCUGAAUUUAAACUAAGGGAAAUGAAGUCUGCUUUACAAAAAUAACGUGCAGCAAGUAACACAAAAUAAGCAAAUUGUACCAAAUGAAGCUUAUUUCUUCUAUAGUAAUGGUCCAUAUUACUAUUUAAAUUAAAGAAGUAUAUCUAUAUAUAUAUACACACACACACAAACUUGUACCAAUACUUUAUAUUAAUU
This is a messenger RNA of Artibeus jamaicensis (Jamaican fruit-eating bat), 5884 nucleotides long. RefSeq names its product frizzled class receptor 3 (gene FZD3). Lineage: Eukaryota; Metazoa; Chordata; Mammalia; Chiroptera; Phyllostomidae. Gene Ontology annotation, cellular component: plasma membrane. The record is from RefSeq and is a predicted model, not a curated record. The transcript has 7 exons. Gene Ontology annotation, biological process: canonical Wnt signaling pathway; non-canonical Wnt signaling pathway. Gene Ontology annotation, molecular function: Wnt receptor activity; Wnt-protein binding. Bases 458 to 2458 code for a protein of 666 amino acids.